CUUUUGCUUUCAUGGGUUUUGGGCUGAAUGAAUUGGACUUACCUUCACAGAUCGGUCAUGGCUGCCGCAGCAUUUUUCGAGGCAAUAACUCCCGCCUCAAAGGGCCAUCUUCAAAUUUCAAAUCAAUCAGUCUCCCUCUAUUCUGCAAUCUCUGACUUGGGUUCAAGCACCGUGUUCAUCAUGGGAACCAAAGCAGGGGUUGAUCUUUGGUCGGAGAUCAUAGCAUCGGAGGAGCAAGAGGGGGUCCGACAACAACCCAGAAUCGAAGUCAUCUAUCAGAGGAGACGACCUCAGAAGAAGACCUGCCAAGAUACGCUCUUGAAGCAAGUGGAUCCUAGUGGCCUGAAACGGGUGAGUAUAGUUGAUGCCAACAAGCGGGUCAGUUGGAAUCGUUCACUUUCGACCAGGGGGAGGACAAGUAUUGCUGUCGUUCCUGGUGUGAAGAAUCAGCCUCAACAAAGGCAGGCAAAGGGAAAGGGAAAGGAAAAGGGAAAACCGCCAGUUUAUAAAGGAAAGGUUGCAGAACCUCCAAGCUUUGAGAAGGAGCGAGAAUACUUUCAAGAGGUUGAUGCCUUUGAGUUAUUGGAGGAGAGCCCUUCCCCUAAGAACUUUGGGACAUGGGCCAUGGGCGAUAAACGUGACAUAAUUCCCAUACCACAUUUAACCUCAAGAUUAGAGAAAUGGUUAAUUUCUAAGAAAUUAAAUUAUAGUGGCGGGCCUUCUAGCACGCUGUCAAAGAUAUUUGAAACUCCAGCUUCCAUGGAAACCAUAUGUGAACAUGAUUUUGAUUCUUCCAAUUUGAGAACUCCAGAAAAAUCUUCUUGUAAAGUCAAUUUAGGCUUGCAUUCUGUCCAAAGCAACAUACAUGAAGGUUUAGUAAAUAUUGAUGUUCUUGAAAAUGAUGUGGAUUCUCAAAAGAGUAAUGCAACCCUUGUGAGCGCUGGUGAUGAGGGUUGUGAAGCUAUAGAAGCUGGAGUUAGGAAACUCUCUUUGACAUCAGCUUCAACUUCAUUAGAUCUUGAUCAUGUAGAUCCAUUUUCUAAACUUUUGGAAAUUUGUCAACAGACAGCUCCUUCAAAGCUGUUGGAUGUCUUUGCUAAGUACUGUGACCCAGACAAUAUUCGAAAAGUUGGUGAAGGUACCUAUGGAGAAGCCUUCGUGGCUGGUAAUACUGUCUGCAAAAUUGUUCCGUUUGAUGGAGAUCUGCGAGUAAAUGGAGAAAUACAAAAGAAAUCAGGAGAAUUGCUUGAGGAGGCUGUGCUUUCCCGAACUCUUAAUAGUUUAAGGGACUUUGAGCAUGACGUUUUUAAUGCAUGCACAAUGUUUAUAGAAACAAUAGAUUUGAAGGUAUGCCAAGGUCCCUAUGAUGCAUCCUUGAUCAGAGCUUGGGAAAAAUGGGAUGAAGAACGUGGCUCAGAAAAUGAUCACCCCAAGGAGUUCCCAGAGAAGCAGUGCUACACUGUUUUUGUUCUGCAACAUGGUGGCAAGGAUCUUGAAAGCUUUGUACUUGAGAACUUCAAUGAGGCAAGGAGUUUGUUGAUGCAGGUUACUGUUGCUCUUGCUGUAGCUGAAGCUGCUUAUGAAUUUGAACAUCGUGACCUGCACUGGGGAAAUAUACUUCUCAAUAGAAAUGACAGUUAUACAUUGAAGUUUAUUUUUGAUGGCAAGCAGAUGUCCAUUAGAACAUUUGGCUUAUCUAUUUCAAUAAUUGAUUUCACUCUAUCAAGGAUUAAGGCUGCGGAAAAUAUACUAUUUCUGGACUUAUCACUAGACCCUGAUCUAUUCAAAGGUCCAAAAGGAGACAAACAAUCAGAAACGUACAGAAAGAUGAAGGAGGUAACGGAAGAUUACUGGGAAGGAAGUUUUCCCAGAACGAAUGUAUUAUGGUUGCUGUAUUUGGUGGAUAUACUACUCCUGAAGAAAACCUUUGUACGCUCUUCAAAGAAUGAGAGGGACUUGCGCUCACUAAAGAAGCGUUUAGACAAGUAUCAGUCGGCCAAAGAAGCCGUUUUUGAUCCUUUCUUCAGUGAUUUAUUAAUGGACCAGGGUUGUGAAUAGUGUACAUUUUUUGUAGGUUUUGCAAAUUAGAUUGCAAAACACCAGUCCUUGGAUGGAGGGACUUCCCCCAAUAUUAGUGGGCUCGUCUUAAUCCAAUGGUUAAUAUUUUGUAGUCUAAUACAAUUUGAACUGCAAGAUACUUAUAUUUUGAUAUAUUAUACCAGGUAAGGAAUAUACUUCAAUAAGGGGAAAUUGUAAAU
Molecule: messenger RNA, 2258 nt
Organism: Rubroshorea leprosula
Lineage: Eukaryota; Viridiplantae; Streptophyta; Magnoliopsida; Malvales; Dipterocarpaceae
Source: the annotation of a GenBank genome assembly